UUUUCCUGCUAAGCUAUGUAUUGUGAAUGCACAGCUGUGAGGUGUUAUGCUAAUGCCUCUCUCUCUGCCCGUAUGAUAAUGAGGCUAUUCAGGGCUUUGGUAUGGGGCAUGCUUGCCAGGUCCGCUGCUCUGACACAUAACAAGAAAAGGGGGUUGGGCUUAGCUACGUAGACAGACGCAUGCAUGGUCAGAGGUCUGUUAUUAUACACCACUUGGCAUGCUAGUGUGUGUUGAGUUGGGCUCUCUUUCUCAUGAUGAUGCCUGCAUGUGAAGUUAUGCGGUAAAACUUUCAAACUUUGAGAGAGAGAGAGAGAGGAAAGAGAGCAGGGAACUGGGAUCUGCUCGCUCUCACCAAAGCAGGUUGCUGUUUACUGCCAUUUUUUCUCCAGAUGCCGGAUUGAUCUGACGUGUCAAUGGGUUAUCUGUUGUGCUGAGCUAUAUAUGGAAACAAGUGAAAUAAGCUUCAACUCACAUUAUAUAUAAUACAUGUAUCUACAACAAUGACGUGACAGUUCCAGAGUUGAAGAUCAUGAUGGAUUCUCUUGCCAGUCCAUGUAGACCACCCUCCCAGCCCAUCAUCAUGGAAUCCCCAGAGUCUCCUCCCCCUGUGGACCAGCAAACCCUGGGUUGUGAGCGGACAUACACUGACUCUGAUGAACUCGUCUUACCAAUGAUAGCCACAGAGUCAUUUCGUACUUGUCUCUCCAGCAACCUCACGCCACCAGAAAGUGACCUUUCUGAAUCCAAUUUUAAGAAGGGUGAAGACAGUGCAGGAGAUGCGUUUGUGAAUAGCAGCGGAGAUGCCCCUGGUGGUGAGAUUGUUGAGAUGAAUGCUGAGGACAUUGAAAUUGAUGGCUCUCCUGAGGAAGGCUUUGUUCAAACAAGUGAAUUGCAGUGUGAGCAAUCCGUGCCCAUUGAUGACUUUGAUAACCCUCAUGAGGAGGAAUUUCAAUCUGAACCUGGUCAUCUUUCUCAUGAAGCAGAGUUGUCUGUAGAGUAUUCUGCAGAAACUUCCCAGGAAGAUCUUCCACUUUGUUCAAAAGGAGAAGCCAACAUUGUCCAUAGUGAAAGCAUUGAUCCUAAUGACCACGCACAAAGUGUGAAUGCCGUUUCAUCCAAUGUGUCAUCAGCUAUGGAUAUUGAAGAGCGUGAAAGUAUCACUGAGGUCAUUGUGGAAGAAUCAGAGAAGAACACCAGAUUAACAGAUGUGAUGCAUAAAGAUGUUGAAAUGGAGAGCACUAUAUUAUCAGGCAGUCAAGUCAAUGAUUCAGACAACAUGGCACCUGCUUCCCCACUCGAAACUCAAGAAGCAGAUACUGAAAGUCGUGCUAAGCAUGAAAAUACAGAAAAUUACAUUCUUGAGCAAAUAGUAACCAUGGAUGCUCAAAGCAAGAGUGAUGUCUUAACUAAUAUUUCUGGUAGUGAGAUCCCAACCAAAGAUCACUCAUCCAUAGUCAUUCCAAAUACAAAUCCUGUUGGUGACUCAUCCAAGCUUCCUUCAGGACUUUCGAUGCAGAAUGUGAUUGUUUGUGAAGAACAAAGACCAGUGAUUCAUGAGGAAGGAGACCAUGCAAUUGAUUCUAGAACUGAAGAUGGUGUUGAGGAAAUGGAAACAUCACAGGAAAACCUUAGUUCUACUGUUGGAAAUAGCAUAUCAGAAAAGUCUAAUGACUCUUCAUUACAUGAUGAUUCUAACAAGGAAAUUAUACAUGAUUCUUCAAGUUUUGGACCAAAGGAUAGUGUUAUUUCAACCGAAGUUGCAAACUCUUCCACUCUAACCACCCCUAUUAGCAAGGUUAAGCAGAAAAAGAAGUUUUCUCUUGAUAAUAUGCUAGCCAGGGUCAAUUCUUCAAGUACUUGUAGUCAAAUUGCCAUGCCCCAGGAGAGUGAUCAGAGUGGUCCCACUGGUUUACAGUCCCAGUCUAGGAGAAAAAUUUUCAAACAAAAAUCACCUGCAGCCGUUACUUCUUCAUGCUUUCAAAACUCAGAUAUAGAUGACUCACAGUCAGAUGAGGACGGUGAUUUGUCUUUAAAUCAGCUUAAUAUCUCUGACGGUACUAAUGAAGUGAAUGAUAAUAAUGAAAUGGACUCCGAAGAUGGUAUUGGAGCACCAGAAAGUGUCCUUUGCAAACCAGUCAGCAGUAUGCUGGGCAAGAGUAGCAGCCAGAGGCGGAGAAAUUCCAGCUCUCCCCGUAUCGCCCCGGCAAUUGAAAACAUGCUGGAUGAAGCUUCAGACAUUACUGAUUUCUGUGACAUUGCAAAUAAAUUCUUUGAGGGUAGGGAAGAGGAAAGGGAUGACCAACAAAGUUCUUCUGCACGAUCAUCACCAGUUGAAGUAUGUCAACAAGCUGCCUUUGAGGAUCAACAUGAAUCACCUAUAGAACUUCCGAGACCACUCCCUGAUGUGCCGCCACAAAUGAAUGAACUGCUCCAACCUUUACCUGCCAAUUCUUCACCCUCAGCUCCUUUGCCACAGGACAGUGGCAGAGUGUACCAAAUGCAAGGGAAUCCUCCACAGUUAACCAUUGCCCCGCCACCAAGAGCCCUGCCACCAAAAGCGAUGUCAAAUAAUCUGGCAGCAGUACCACCACCAUCAGCACCACCUGUCCCAGGCAGCACCACCCUAAAGAAUGUCACAAUGCCACCAGGAACACCAGCUAGUCAGAAGACUGUUUUGAUGCUACAAGGAGGUGAUACUCUCAAGGUUGACAUGCAAGGAAAUCUCAUCCUCUUCAACAGCCAGGGCAAGCAGACUGCAUGUGUGAACAGUAGUUUAAUUAAUGGCAUUGUGUUGUCAAAGACUGUUAUCAAGGCUGCUGAGGAAGCAAACAAAAGCACCGUCCCGUCGUCACCUGUGGCUCAACCUGCACCGACCAGGCCUUCCCUGCCCAGCUCUCUAACACCACCAGCACAGCAGCAACGACCAGUUGAACGACCAUCUGGGCAGCCCCCACCACUUAUUCCUACAUCCCAACGUCCUGCACCACAUCCUGUACAAAUUUCACAAGACCGGGAGAAUCACUGGCGUAGGUCCAGUUCUGAUGAAAACUUGAGGGCAUCUGAUGCAAUGAUGCGACAAAACAGCUCUGAGGAACCAGACCAUAGCCGUUUCCUCCCCCGUGGAACUGUAAGGAGUAUGAUAGCUUCUUCCAACUGGACCCCUAAUAGUGUUGCGCCACCUGCCCCUACUAACCAAGUUGUCCAUGUACCUCAGGGUCAAUACACGUCUGUCUUGCAAAAAGCUUUAUUGCAGCAUCAGUCUUCACAGCAGCACCAAUCACCACAGCAGCACCAAUCACCACAGCAGCACCAGUCACCUCAGCAGCCGAUGCAGCACAAGUCUAUUCUUGUUCAGCAGUUACAGCAGCAGCAGCAUCAGCAGCAACAACAACUUGGAAAUCGUCCACAAUAUAAUGUCCAUCAUCAUCCGAGUAGCCAUCCUCAGCAUAUCCAGCCAAAUACCCAACAGGGAACAUUCUCACAAGCACAUCACAAUCAGCAUUUUCUUCAAAAUCCAGCCCAGCAGCUUCAGCUUCAACAGGUUCCACAGCCAAUUCUACUUGGGAAUGAAAGGCCACAGGCUAGGGUUGUAGCUCCAGUGAGCAUUCCACCAGUUGUCAACAAUCCGCGAGCAACAGUCCCGAUCGCUCCUCGGCCAAUCAACUCAACUGAAAAUACCCUACCGACUAAAUCAUCUUCAGAUUUAUCAGAAACCAACCAAGCAGGGAAGCAUCAAAACCUGCCAAAUGUAUUGAAACUGUUAACCUCUGAUAAAAAGGAUAAUUCUGCAAUUCCCGAAAACCAGAAUGAUAGCAGUGAAGAGGAUAGGAAUGGAAACUCUGAGGGUUCAAGUCAGAGCUCUGGAGGAAGUGGGACUUUGAAGCACUGUGAACUGUGCAACCGCCUAUUUAUAAAGGAAGAGUCAUAUGAAAAGCAUCUGCAAACCACUCCUGGACACUGGGAUCUAUGGAAAGAAUUUCACCGUAAGAAGCAACGAAUGAAGUACAUCUGUACACAAUGCAAGAAGAUAUUUGUGAAUCGAGAGGCACUCCUAUCUCACAAAGAAUACUACCACAGCCAAUCUCGGGUAGUUAUUAAAGGUGCUAAAUUCAUGGUACGUUGCCAGUUGUGCCAUCUUAAAUUCAUGGAUGACAGGCAGUUGACUGCUCACAUGGAAAAAUGCCAUGCAGAUGCCCAACUCCAGAAUGAUAAAGAUAGAACAGAGAGUGAUGGUAUGCCAAGUGUAAGUGGUAUUGGCAGCUUAGAAGAACCUGGUUGUAGCAACAAUUCUUUGACACAAAUCAAUGCUGGUAAUAGCAUUAAUUCAAACGUUGAAUUUGUACAUGCUUCAUCAUUAGACUUUGGUAGAGGAAAAGGAAGAGGACGAGGAAGAAAGAGGUCCUUGAAGAUAAGGGCAGAAUAUGGGAGCAGAAAAGCAGGAGAGCAAGCUACCACAGUUAAAAAUGAGUAUGGUGGACGUAUUAAAAUUGAGUACAUCAAUGUUAAUGCAAAGAAGAGUCCAGGAAGACCCAGAAGAAGGAGUAGUGAUGAUGUACCCACAUUCAUCAUUUACAAAGACCCCAAGGCCACAACAACUGAUCUUAUAGGAACCUAUGGCAGAUAUGAAAAUGGUACGAUACGUCCCUAUAAGUGUAAUCUCUGUCCGAAGAACUUUAACUCGACACACUGUCUACUCGAACAUAUUAAAAUACAUGUAAAGCCGUAUUCAUGUGGAGCAUGCGGUUUGAAGGCAUCACGGAAGGAUAAUGUAGCCAAGCAUAUUGAACUUGUCCAUGGAGGUCCAAAGUAUGUUCCAAAGAGGCAGCCUGUAAACACUCCUGAAAAGACAGUCAUGUCUAAACAUAGGAGGAAAAAACUCAUGAAGCGUUGGCGCAAGCGGAUGAACCGACAAGCUGCUGAAGCAAAUGCAGGGGGCAUUGACUUGAAUCAGGGAGAGAGUUUUGAAUCUAUGGACAUUGGGGAUGACACACAGAGACUUGCAUCCACAGAACAAGUUGAAAUGGAAUCAAAUCUUAGCCCUGAAAGAGAAGAUAUCGAGACAGCUGGAGUGGAUGGUAAUGAGGAGAUGGAAUCUGCCAGUGUGCAAGGUGGAGAAGAUGGCAAAUUUGAUGAUGCUACAGACCACGAAACUGUUCCAGUGCAAGAUCAGUUGACAGUUACAGACAUAGAAUUUGUCGAAGAUGGUGAUGAACCUCUGGAAGAUGAUUGUACUACCAUUAUUGCAAAAGAUGAUGAGGCUUAUAAUAUGGAAAGAAACCCAGCUGAGGAUGAUGAGCACAGCACUUUGAGAUCCCAACCAGAGAGUUCAGAUGAUGUUACUGAGCAAACUGGAGAUUUGGAUAAACCAGAUGCAAAUCUGGAAGAUAAGUUGCCAGACAAUAUCCCAGACACGUCCCUUGGCAGCAAUGAUGACACAGAAACUCAGAUAGAUGAUGCCCAUGUUCUUGGGCAAAAUGUAGAAGCACAAACACCUACUGAGGAUUCAGUUACUCAGGAGAGUGAACAUAUGGAAAAUGAACAAUCUGAAGGUAAAGAAGAGGAAGAGUCACCUUCCCAUGAAUUGCAGUCAGAGUGUAUUUCAGUAGCGAGUGAUGGCUUUAUCUCUAUCGAGGAUGAGAAACCUGAAAGAAAUUCAGACCAAGAACAAGAAAAGGAUGCAACAUGUCCUGAGAGUUCAGAUGGCACAGCUUCACAAACUAAUGAUCAAGAAGGCAGAACAGAACAGGAAACUGUUGAAGAUGAUUCUGACAUACAGCUUGAAGAGCCAAAGUCUGGUAUCAAGACUGUAGGUGAUUUCUUACUGGACAUGUCUUGUGAAGAUGUCACAGACUACCAAGAUGAAAUGCAUCAGGAAAAAGAAAUACAAAAGGAAAGCGUUGAAGAAAAAGCUACAUCUGGUGAUAUCAUUGAAGUAGCAGAUGAGGAAGAUGCUUCCCAUGAUGGCAAAUUAAAGGAUGAUGCAGAAACCCAAAACUCUGAAAAGGAAGAGAAGAAUGGCAAUAAUAUGGUUAUGCCAGUGAUUGUGUCUGUAGAAUCACUAAAAGAAAAACAGGAAGACAUGAGCAGUGAAUCACAAGAUGAUCAAAACUUUCCCACAGGUUCUCAAUAUCAUCAAUUGGAGCACAUGAAAGAGCAAGGGAAUGACUUCAGGACGCAAGGCCCUGUCGGAAAUGCACAUGUUCAAGGAUUUUCUCAUCCACAGGCUCCCCGGUUUCAGCUACAUGGUGGGCAGUAUGCACCUUCAAAUGUACCAGACUCAUCAGUAAUGCCACCUGGAAUGCAAGGACAACUGGGGAUGCCUAUGCAGCAGCCAGUGUUCUACAAACCAGAUAAUUCAAUUGGUGGCAAUCCCAUGGAAAGAAAUCCUUACAUCAAUGCUAUGAAACAGCAAAAUCCUGCUCUGCAUAUACCAAUGGGUCAUCCUCCAUACCCAGGAAUGAUGCAGCAGUCGGUUCCGCAUAAUGUGCAACCUCAGCAGCCUGUAUUCAUACAACCAGAAACAGCUAACAGAUUCCAGAUGAAUCCUAACCUGAAUCCUUUGGGUUUGUCUUCAGCAGCAGCUCAAGGUAUGCGUUUCACUGCUCCACAUAUGAACAUGCCCAGUCAUAUUGCAACAUCUCUUGCCCAACCAAACCUUGGAGCACCAGGAUCACAGCUCUCCUUGACAGCCAUGCAACAAAUUCAACAGCAGUUUGCCCUGAAGCAGCAACAGGAACAACAACUUCAACAACAGCAACAACUUCAACAACAGCAACACCUUCAAAAGCAGCAGCAACUGCAACAGCAAAAGCAGCAACAAGAACAACUUGCAAAGCAACACCAACAGUGGGCUACUCAUCAGCUGAUGAUGCGUGCUCAGUACAGUCAACAAGGACUUCAACAGGGUAUGGUGCCUAACAUGACCACCAUUCCUGGUCAGGUCAGACCAAGCCAGAUGCCACAGCAAUUUGUACAAGCAACAUCUCACCCUCAUUCAGCAAGUCCAUCUAAUCCUCAGCACACUGGACAUCAAAAUGGUAACCAUCCUCCCCACUAUCCAGGUCAGGUGUUUGAACAUAGAGAACGCAAACAAUCAGGAAGUCAAGGGCACAAUCAACAGAAUGAGGCUGUUAUGAACGGCAGUAAUGGACAGAUUUCAAGGAGAUCUAGUACCUCAUCAUUGUCUACUGUACAACCUAAUGUUAUUAAACCAAAUAUGGGUCAACAAAGUGAUUCAUCAGAAUCACCAACCCUAUGUAAAGAAAGUCCAGAUAUUCUUACAGUAGUUGCACGUAGCAUGACAGACAAGUCACCGCCAAAUGCUGAAGUAAGGCCUAUCAUCACUCCAAAGUCAUCAGAGAGCAGUUCGCCUUCUGGAUCAGUUGGAACAUCCAGUGGUGAGGUAAUUGGUGGGCUUCAGUCACCACCUGCUGGAAGCAUUGCAUCAGAUCACUCUGCUUCCAGACCACACAAAGUCAAACCCCCACGCAGUCCAAGAUCUCCAAGAACAACAAAACCAUUUCAGUACAAGUUAGAUCCAGAGCGUCCGUUUAUCUGUCACAUUUGUGGGAAAGGUUUCAAACGCAGAAACAAUCUGACUGAUCAUGUGCGAACUCACACCAGACCAUAUAAAUGUGGUGAGUGCUCCUUUGAUACUAUCCGAUGGCAAUACCUGGCAGAGCACAUGAAAAAAGCUCAUGGUUUUUCAGGAGAUGCCAAAGACCUUGAGAUGCUGUUUAAAUCUUCUUCCAAGAAACUUAUUCCCACUGACCGUAUUCCAGCUGCAAGCCUGACACCAGCCAUGGGUGUUGUAAUUCCAAACCUUCCGACUGCACCAACUAUGAUAAGCAGUGACCUUUCUAGAACUACACCUGUUCAAACUUCCAUGGACUAUGACCUUGAUCUAGUUGAUUUCUUUGGAAAGGAUUCAGAAGCUGAAUCUGGAAAGGCAGAUGAGGAUGACAGUACCAAUUGCACUCCAGCUACAACAUCAGCAGCUGCAGAGGUUACUGAAGGACAUGAAAGAAAGAGUGAUGAAGAAUCAGCAAGACCAGAAAGUAAUUCAGGAAUGGAAGGAAUGGAGGGUUCUCAGGGUUCUGAGGAAGCUGCAGAAAAUUCUGUUGAAAUGGGAUCCCAAAUUGCAGAAGAGGCACCAGAGCCAGCUCCUGAACCAGCUCCUGAACCUGAUAACAUUGGUUUGGUAACUGUUCAGCCAAUUGCCCCUGAAGAGUCCUCAUUUUCCCAGGGCAGUGAAGAGUAUGAGUUGUCUCAGGAGGAGCCAGAAGAGGACAUCCAUUACCAAGAUGAUUAUGAAGAUGAGGACUAUUCUCCAGUGCCUCGAAAGAAAUCCAAGUUUGGUCGCAAAAAGCGUUUCCACAAGCGAUGGGGGGCAGCAAAGAAUGUUAUUGCUAAAUACAAAGGCAGGGGUCGAGGAAGACCAAGGAAAUAUCACUUUCAACAGGUCAAAGAGACUGUAAUUAUAACACCACCUACUACAGAUACUGUGGGGGAAGACCUUGUAGGUGAUACUAAUAACAGUAUUGGUUCUGUCAUCACUCCGUCAGGCUCUAUUAGUCAAGAAUCACUUCCAGUUAAGCCAGAAGAUGUGUCUUUGCCAUCAUCCGGAGACCUUGAUUCUUUGGAAAUGGUCACCUCAGAGUCCACCCCUAUGACUCCUGCCCCUAAUGGAUCCUUUCAUAGUGAGCUAUCAGAAGAUGAUAUACUCUACACACCUAGCGGACGGCCUAAACGCCGCACAGGCAAUUACAACCCUGGUCAAGUUGAACAAAAGAACAAUAAUGAGUUGGGCCAGGAACCAGUCAAGACUGAGCCACCACUCCCACAACCACAGGAGCAGCUUGCUCAGGUAGUCAGUGUUGUUCCUGUCAAGAGGGGAAGGGGUCGCCCACCAAAGCAUGCAAAGAAAGGAGAACUUGUCAUGCGCAUCCGCAUGAAAUCUGGAUCAGAAGAGGAGUCUCAAACUCAACCAGCUCAACCUGAGGUUCUCAAUGAAAGUGAGAAUGUUAAAGUUGACGGAAGGAAAAGGAAACGGAAUUCUGAUCACUCGUCGAACGUUCUCCUCAAUCCAAAAGGAGGCAUUCAGUUGUCUGAAUAUUUUAAGAUCACCAAGGAUCCUGCCCGCCCAUUCUGUUGUACCAUUGAUGAUUGCUCAAAGAACUUUAAGAGCAAGCAGCACAUGAGGGAACAUCUCUUUACCCACCUCAAGCCGUAUAGGUGUGACCACUGUGGCCAAGGGUUUGCCCGUACUGAUUACCUAGCCUUCCACAUGAAAGAAGAUCAUGGUGUAUAUCCAACCAAAGAGGAACUAUUUGCAAAGAGGAAAUUUGCCAAUGCCAGAGCAACUUCCUCUAGAUAUCGUGCCAACUGUAAAGACAAAAAGAGGCAGAUGCUACAUGAGAAUGUAAUGUUUGGUCAUUGAAAGGGGAUGCAUUUUAGAGUCUGAUUUUUGAAAUUCAAAUGAACACAAUAUAUUUUAGACCAAUUAGUAUUGGUCUUCAAAUUAUUUUUCACAAAAUUUUUUAAAAGACAUGUGAUCAACAUAGGGACAAUUUGUUAAUGGAAGAUCUAAAUCGUGGUGAUUAUAUAAACGUAUAGUAUACAUUAAAAAACCUUCAGCUAUCAGAUCUUUCUUGCAUUAUUUGAAGUUAUACUCCUUAAUUUGUUAAAGUUCUCAACUUCUGAGAGGUCAGAGGUUCAAUUAAAUUCUAUUCAGAUGAAAUUCAAUGAUAGCAUCUUAGUCUUUUCUAAGAAGCCAUUAGUACCGGGUAGCAUAGAGUUUUUAAAACAUACAACAAAUCAAAUUAUUUUCUGUUGGAAAUUUGCAUGUCUCCAAAUUCCAUAUUUUGCCAGCCUAAUGGCUCAAAAAAAAAUCUUCAUUUAAAAGCAACUCAAUUGUCUAUUGUCCUAUGAGAAACAAAAUUAGGGAAUCCAUUUUAAAGAUUGAAUGAAUGUAGAUUAGAGGAGGGUGUGGUUUCAUAAAACUGAGUUAUGUAUGACUUUACACGUGAUUGGUGACCCUAUUUUGUGUUAGAUCAGAUUUUCAUUAAUUUAAUAUCCCAUCGUAGGUGAUUGAAAUUUUUGUUAACAAGGAUUUGAAUUCGAAGUUCGUCAUAUGUCAAGAUUUUAUGAGGAGAAUUUUAGAAAGUUCCUUUCCUGUCGGGUUAAACCAGAAAAUAUGGGGUAUCUCAUUCAGCAAAAGAAAGGGUUAAUUGCUGGUUAUGUGUAAAGUCAUAUAUAAUUUAUGAAUGGCUGUACGAAAUGGCUCCCUGGUUGCUAAAAAUGUUUUGGUUGGUUGAAAACUUGCAUGGGAAUUAUAUUCUUAUGGAUAUUUAUAUGUAGUUUCUUUUCCUUCUAUUCCGGAAAUAUAAAAUUUCUCAAUAAUAUUUGAUAGAUCUUAUUUAUUUCUUUGACAGUCUGGUAGAUUUUAAAUAUUCAAAUGCAAUUUGUUUCCCAAGUCAGAAACUCAUUUUUGGAUAGCCUAUUAGAUUUUUAAUAUUUAAAUGUUGAUAUCACUAUUGCAAAUUAAUUUCAAGUCAGAGUAUCUUGUAUGGUAUGAAGACUUGUACUUGGGGUUUGAUUUGAACAAUUAAACAACUUACACAGCAUAUGCAUUAUGUGACUGUAAAUACAGUGAAAUAUUUUGUUUUCUUAACCCCCCAACAUUGCUUUGAAAAUGAUACGAUUUGAUAUAGUUGAUCUCAAUUGAAAAGCUUAUUUGUAAUUUAUUUAAAUUUAAAUGCUGCAUUUGAUGAGUUCUUGUGUAAUUGUUGACUUGUUUUUUAAUGCAUUCAAUUAUUUUGUAAAAACUUAGUAUUGGGAAAUUGUUCAUGGAUCUUGUUUUUUUUUUUUUUAAAUACAACAACUCUACUCACCUAUUUCUUUUCAAAGGUCAAACGGAUGUAUGAGAAAAUUGAUGUAGAGUUACAAAGGGAAAGCUCUUGGAAACAUUCCAACAUAGAAUGGCGAGUUAUGCAAGCUUGAAUGUAUGAUCACUUUUUAUUUGUUUGUUUUCAGUUGUGCAGAAGUGAAAAACUGCCUUUUAAUCAUGAAAACAGUCAAAUCCAUCCCAUGUUCGUCUUUGUUUCCAGUCCCAUCAGCUUUUCAAUUUAGUAUAUUUUUUUUCCAAGGCAUAAUUCUGUCAUGGUGGUUACUGUGGGGUAGAUGUAAUUUUUUUCUACUGAUCAGUAGUAUUCAAGGUUGUUGGUCAGUUCUAGAAUGAAUUAAUUUACUGUGUUUUUACACACAUCCGCAGUAGGUGUAAACAAAAAUACACUCUCACACUGCUGUCCCAUGACAAGAGGAAGCGGCUCUGAUUUACUUUCAAGAUUGACUUUUUUCUUGAUAUUUUUUUAAUUCUCUUACAUGAUGCUAAAGGAAUAGACGUUUCAAAAGUACGUAACUGUAUAUAUUUCCACAUAAAACAAUUACUCAUUUACUAAGAAACUCAUUCUCCAGGGUUGCUUCCUUUUGUCAUGUGACAGCAACACAGUUGCAAUCUGUCUUUUUGAAUGAAUUAAUUCAGCUCAAAACUCAGAGAUCAUUUUGCAUUGUUUGACUGGUUGAGGCAAAUUAUCCAUUUAAUAACAAAUAGUCGGUCAUGGUUCGAUGGUUCAUGGGUUUGUAUUAACUUGAAGAGUUGUGGGCAUUUGAUAAUGUUUUGAAUGAUCUCAUUUUACUCAAUUGGCAACACGAAGGAUUGUCCUCUCAUACAAACAGAUGUAGUGCGAGAGAAUAAAUGAAUAUAAUAAUGUGCAAAAGAAUGAAUGAGUAUUGCUAAAUUGAUAAAAUUCUCAAAGGGAUAUUACUAUACAUUUCAAUUGAAUUGCCAAUUUAAAGAGUUCAAUGAUCAGCUCAUAUUUCAUAUACUGUGUAUGUGUAUGCUAACAUUUACAUUCGAAAUAAUACUGGUAUGCAGACUAUCCUUAUAAGGAGAAGCUAUGUCUCUGAUUUAAUUGCAUUAUCAUAUGGACCAUAUUCUCUAAUGUUGUCCAGUGCGAUAAAGUAGAUCAUUCUGAAAAUGCACUUGGUAUGGGAAUGGUUAAAACAAAAUCACAUUGUUACUUAUUUCAUUCUGAAUAUAUGAUGAUACUGUGAAAAAGAAUCGAGUUUCACUUUAUUAGGCAGAUACAUAUUUAGUUUAGAAAUCAUUUGAAUGUCACAAUCUCAAAUUCAUAAUCAGCAGUAUAUCUAACUGUAUGAGAAAAUAUAUUACACUAUGUUAUGUCAAUGUAUUCAAAAUAAGCAUCACAACAAACAAACAUCUUUUGUAGUUUUGUGUACGUUAUAAACUUUUAGUCUGUUUUUUAAAUAUGUUUCUUGAUAAUUGGAAAAUAAUUUUGAUCAUGAUCUUUUCCUUUUGUAAAUAUUUUUUAAAACUAUAUGUAUUAGAUUUAGAGUGUAUCAAGUUAUAUCUCUAAACUUUGUACAAUAUUAAUUUUUUUGGAGAAGUGUACCUUUCUUGGUUAUGUUACUUUCAACUCUUGUUGAUUUAUGAAUGACUUAUAUUAUGUGCCUUGAACAGAUUUCAUGAUCCAAACACUUGUUUAUUUGAAUGAAUAUGGGAAAAUAAAACAUGCGUAACAUUGACAAUUUCGUAAAGAGUAGAUGUAAAAUAGGAAAGUUAUGUAAUUUUAAUCUUACCUUGAUUUCAGGAAACUUUUUUUUGUAAAGUCAGAUGAAAUUAAACAUGAAUACAAAUCAAGGUAACAAUAGAAUAGCCAAAGAAUAUAGUAAUAGGAGAUGUUGCUUUCACAUUUGAAGGCUCACAAAUUUUUCACCAGUAAAGCAAAGUAUGGUUGGUUACAAUUGGAACACACCAAAUCUUCAUUUGGACCCAUGUAAACUAUAUUGUGCUUUGCUGGGGAUCAUCUUUAUUAUUAGAUCUGUAGAAGUUGACACUUAAAUUCAAGAUAACAAUAGUAAAGAAACAAAACAUAGAUGGAAUAGUGUGUGAUUCAAUUGGCAUUUUCAUUUGUGCGAUUAGUCAAAAUUUUUAAAUGCCAUAACUUUCAAAUUUACAUCUGAUUUUCGUGAAAUUGUCAGUGUUAUAUAUAUUUUUUCUAUGUACUUGAAUCAAGCUGUAGUUGGAGAUAAACUUGUCUUUGAGUCAGAUGAAAGUGCUCUUUAGAUACAAAUUGUUGAAAACUAAUUUAUCUUAUUAUUGACUUUGGGGUUAAAUGUUCAUUUCCUUUUAAUUGGGAAACACCCGUGAGUUUUUUAAAUUACUUUCUUUGAAAGAAACAUGGACUGGUGAUGGGACUGGUUUGAGUUUAUGUCAAGUUGUGUAGGACCAGGAACCUAUUUCAUAAAAGUUAAUAUUGUGGUAACUCUGCUAUCCAAUAGUAUCUACCAUUACAUGGGAAUGUGGCUCAACAGCCAAUCAAAAUCCUGGAUUCUGUUAAACUUACCAUUGGAUACUAGUAGCAAGGCAAUAGUAACUUUUAUGCAACCAGACACAGGUCAAUAUGACACAAAUAUAUGCAGUUGAUUUAUCCUAUUGAAUGUAUUGUCUAUUUUACAGAGCACAAGUUACAUAUAUCUGGCUGAUAUUGUGAUCAGUAUUUUCUUUUUUUCUCUUUUAUGCACAUUUAAUUCAUAUGGCCGGACUACUCGGCUAUAUAAACAACUCCAUUAAGAGACGUGGUUCUUUAUUCUCUUCAUGUGGUUGAAAUCUAAUAUUCUAAAUAUUGAAGUCUUACAUUAUUACACAUUUCAUGGGUGUUUCCCCAAAUAUUCAUCAAUGUAUUUUUAUGUGGUUGUGGAAUAUGCAUCCUCCCUUUAUUUGAAACAGGUGCUAGUUUAAUUUGUAUACAUACUACUAAGGAAUAAUUAUAUUUUGGGGAGAAGGGUGUUUUGUAUUAGAUUAAU
Molecule: messenger RNA, 13887 nt
Organism: Lytechinus variegatus (green sea urchin)
Lineage: Eukaryota; Metazoa; Echinodermata; Echinoidea; Temnopleuroida; Toxopneustidae
Exons: 4
Coding region: 530-9439 (2969 amino acids)
Molecular function (GO): DNA binding
Source: RefSeq, a predicted model, not a curated record